This is a messenger RNA of Coniophora puteana RWD-64-598 SS2, 1041 nucleotides long. RefSeq lists its product as uncharacterized. Bases 1 to 1041 code for a protein of 346 amino acids. NCBI's taxonomy places the organism in Eukaryota, Fungi, Basidiomycota, Agaricomycetes, Boletales, Coniophoraceae. The transcript has 3 exons. The record is from RefSeq and is a predicted model, not a curated record. Gene Ontology annotation, molecular function: protein binding.
AUGCUGCACCGUCUACCCACAGAACUUGCGUUGCAUAUCCUCGCACACAUCCCGCUCAAAAGCCUUGCCAACUCGGCUGCCGUGUCGAAGGAAUGGAGUCAGCUUGUUAGCAUCAACGAGCUCCAGAUCUACCGGAACGCGGCGGUCCUCCACGGCUUCGUACCACCCCAGGCGACUGUCGAUGCCGACAUUGCUUCCAAGGCGGGUGGAUGGAAGGAGCUCUGUAAACGCGUCUUGCAGUACGAACGCAGCUGGCGCGGACACGCUCCAGUCACCCCAAAAGAACUGUCGGCGGGUGGAAAGUCGGUACAUCGCAUCAAGGUCGAUGAAGAGCGCAGAAUUGUCAUCACCACCAUCCAACGAGGAGGACUGUAUGUCACCGACCUGGACACUAACAUCGUCCUUUGGUCUCUACCGCGGGGGUACAUCGCGGAGUUUGUACAUUGCGAGUACGAAUGUGGUUUUCUCGUGUUCACGCGCCCAGAUAGCUGCUACGAAGUGUGGUGCGCGGUCGACCGUACGGACGUCCAGCCUUCUGAAAUAUUUCCUCCAAACGACUUUCAGGAUCAAAUCGCACAAGUUGCUGGUGCGACCCAUGUCACCAGCCCGGCUAGGGCACGCUUCAGACCACAUGCCCUGCUCCGUUGCCCUGAACCCACUCGCGCGCUACGCCUCUCGUACCCAACUCUUUUCGUCGCAGGCACGAACUCGGCAUUUCUCUGGGAUAUCGUUUCGGGAACCCUGGUGCAAACCCUCACCGAGCUUCAGCGACGGCCUGGUAAUCUCGGCAUCGUUCGGUACGUCGAGGUUACCCCGGACUAUGCCAUUAUAUGCGGCUCGGAGUCGUUCCGAAUGUUCUCGCGUGAAGACGGCUCGGUCGCGUUUAUGCUCCAGCAGGAUGACUUCCCAAAGUCGAAAAGACGUGUAAUGCCAGCGGAGAACACAGCCCACGAGCUUGCCCCGAUGAAAAUUGGACCGGCGGCGAGGACAAGUGGCUCUGAAGAGUUCAUGGCAGGUAAACCCCUGUUUCUCGGUGUUUAA